CCCCGCCCGGCGCUCCUCCUUCCCUCGGCGGGGCGGCCUUUCAGCGCUGAAAGAGGAGCUCGGACGGGCGGCGGCGGCGGCGGCGGCGGCGGCGGCGGCUCCAACUCAGAGGGACCGCCGGACUGAGCGGAGCGGUGGCAUCGUCCGGGCUAGCCUGCUUGGCAGGUGCGGGUGUAGCGGGCGCCCAGUCGGCGGAGCCUGCAGGCCAGAGGAGUGCUGCCAUGGAGACCUGCAACCACAGCCUGGCUGGUCCCCCCCGCCGGCUACAGAAGCCCAUUCAGAGCAGCCUCCUGGACCUGACUGAGACGGCCCGAGGGUUGAAGGUGCAGACGCAGAAGCCACACCUGGUGAGCCUGGGCAGUGGGCGCCUCAGCACUGCCAUCACUCUGCUGCCUCUCGAAGAGGGCAAGACGGUCCUGGGCUCUGCUGCUGGGGACAUUGUGCUACAGGGGGCUGGGGUAGCCCCCCAGCACUGCUUCAUUGAGAAUGUGUGUGGGACCCUCACCCUGCACCCCUGCGGCCAUCCCUGCACCAUCGAUGGGCUGCCUAUCACGUGCCCCACCCGCUUGUCCCAAGGGCACGUGAUCUGCUUGGGCCAGUCGACCUUCCUCCGGUUCAACCACCCAGCUGAGGCGAUGUGGAUGAAAAGCAUGGGGCCUGGGGGCCGGCAAGGCCAUGUGGCCCAGCACAGACCAGCAGAGUGGCAGAGCCCCGCCAGUGGCAACUCCGAGGGGGCGCCACUCCCCCUGCUCAGCCCCCAGACCUUAGUCAGCUCCAUUGAGAGGGACCUACAGGGCAUCAUGGACUCCCUGGCGCUGCAGGAGGAAGGUGGCGGCGGCAGUGGCAGUGGCAGCAGCAUCGCAGCACGGUUCCUCGGGCGCACUCUGCCUCCAAUGGCCCCCUCUGUGGCAAACGGUGGGGGGGGCUGCUCCCUGCUGUCCCCCCUCCAAAGCCCUGGUGACAUGUCUCUGGGAUCCACCUACGAAAAUGCCUCCUCUCCUCCGUUCUCCCCGCUCUCCUCUCCCGCCAGCAGCAGCAGCAGCGGCUGCCAAAGCCCAUCAUCCUCCGGCUGCUGCCGGGACCAAGCUCCCGCCCUUCCCCCCGCGGUGCCCAUCCGGUCCUCAAGUUACAGCCAUGUGGCGUUAUUUCCCCAAGGGGGGCCUUGCCCAGACCCCUUGAACAGCCCCAGUGGCUUCCUAAGCUCUGCUCACAGCUCAGGGAGCCCCCGGGGGGAGAGGAGGGUCUGGCGGGAUGGCCCUGCGAGCCCCCUGCCAAGUCACAGGGCUGGGCCUUCUGUGGAGAACCCUCCUCCUAGCCAGCACAGCUCCCCCCCACCGAAAAAGACCCCACUGGGCAGUGCAUGGCCGCAGUCCCCCAAUAGUCUCUCUGCGACCGGUGCCUUCCAGCUGCCCUCAGCUCCGCAGAGCAAGGCUGCAGCGCUGCAGGAGCAGGCCCCCAGCUCCUUCGAGGAGAUGCCCUCGGUCAGCCCUUCCUGGCCAGCCCAGCUGGGGAAAUCAGGCUGCCAGGCGUUGGAGCUGGCAGGUGUUGCCCCACAGUCCUGCCAGGCCCAACAGGCCCCCAAGAGUCCCCGGUUCAGCCAGCUGUCCCUGGAGAGCAGGCGGGAGCUGCCCCCACUCAGCCCAGCCCUGGGGCGCCGGGUGGCUUCGCCAGGCCCCCCCAGUAGCCACUCCCUGCAGGGCAAGCUUGGGGAGAAUCCCAGAGUCUGGCGGAGGGAGGGAUCUUCUGCCUCCUCCUCCUGCCUGCGGGGUCGCAGUCCCUCACCCACCCCUCUCUCUGGGGAGGGUGCCCGCCACAAGCCCCGUGGCAGGGCAGGCCUCAGCUCUGCGUCCAGCCUGGGCUGCCUUGUCCUCCCCUCGGGCUCCCCCCAGCUGAGCUGCAAGAGCCCCGGGGGGCCCUGGGUGCCGGGCCCUUUGCGGGAACGCAAGCAGAGCAUCUCGGAGCUGACUGGCCAUGAGGGCGACCUGCUGGGGUACCACCAGUGGCAGCGCCAGGAGCGUCUCCGGGAGCAAGAGGUGGAGCGGUUGGAGCGUCAGCGGCUGGAGGCCAUCCUCAGCCUGUGUGCCGAGUACACGCGGAAUGACACAGGGCCCGCCCGAGGGGAUGGCGCCUACUCCAGUGCGGCUGAGAAGGCGGCCCCCACACCCCGCCAGGAGGGAUGUGGUGGUGGGCGCUUGGAGGAGGAGAGCCUGAGGGAGGAGAGCAGCAGCACCGAGAGCGCCGGCCAUGAGCACGAGGCGCCGCUCACCCCGGAGCCGGUCCGUCUGGAGGAGGAGCACGCCCGCCUCCGGGCCAGCACAGAGCACCUGCAAAGCCGCCUGGAGGAGCUGGAGCAGCAGCUGCGGGAGGCCACCCGAGAGGCAGAGAUGGAGCAAGCCCUUCUGCAGGGCGAGCGGGAAGCAGAGCUCCACCAGCUGCAGCAGGAGCAGCAGGUGGUACACCUCCUGCAGAUGCAGUUGUCUGGCCUGGACGCCACCGUUCGCCAGGAGCGGGACAAGGAGAGAGCAAAGGUUGAUGCUGAAAGGAAGGCGCUUGAGAAACUGCGGGCGUUUUACUUUGAGCUCAAGAGCCAGCUUGAAAACUGCCCUGAGUCAAUGAGGGAGCAAUUGAAAGACCAGAUGCAAAGGGAGGCCGAGGCCAUGGAGGCCGAGACCAAGCUCUUUGAGGACCUGGAGUUCCAGCAGCUGGAACAGGAGAGCUGCCAGGAGGAAGAGCGUGAGCUGCUGAGCCACCGGCUGCUGCGCAACCAGGCCGAGAGCCACCGCUGCCUGGCCCGCCGGAAGGAACGCGUGGCUGCCCUGGAGAACCAGGCCAAGCAGCUGCGGCUGCAGGCCGCUCUGGAGGCUGGCCAGCUGCGUGAGGAGAGGAGGGCCACCUUGCAACAGCUCCAGCAGGAGAAGGAGGCCCUCCUGGCACUGGAACGACGGUUCUGCGCCCUCACCAGCGGCUCUGCCUUUCCCAAGAGCUCACGUGCCCUCCGAGAGGGCUCUCCGUCCCCGCCGAGCUGGAGAGGCGGCCCACCCAGCAAGCCAGCCAGCACCCUUCCUAGCCUCGUGAGGGAGCGUGAGGGGGCGCUCCAGCAUGAAGGUAGGUGGCACCCAUGCUCCUGGAGUCUCCCCUGUGCUCCUCUGCUGGGCCCUGGCCCCCCAUGGCAAGUGGAGUCUGGGGCCAAGCUCCUGCCUGGCGCUGAGCCUGCCCUCGUCCUGGGCCUGUUUGCAGGGCACCAGGCAAUUCAGGAGCAGCGGCAGUGCCCAGCUGACCUGACACAGGAGGUGGCAGCAGAGGCCCUGUGGGGGGCCCCCCUCUGCCCUCCCCUCAUGUCCCGCUCCGUCCUCCAUCAUCACCCCCUCCUGGGCCGAGGUCAGCUGGCCAAUGACCCCGAGCUGGCCUACGACACCCUCAGCCUGGAGAGCUCAGACAGCUUGGAGACCAGCCUCUCUCUGAGUGGGAACUCAGCCUGCUCACCGGACAAUGCCUGCAGCACCAGUGGGGCCGAUACCAGGAAGAUCGAAGAGAUGGAGAAGCUGCUGAAGGAGGCCCAUGCUGAGAGGUCACGCCUGAUGGAAUCGCGAGAGCAAGAGAUGGAGCUGCGUGGCCAGGCCCUAGAGGAUGAGCGGCAGCGGCGGGAGCAGCUGGAACAGCGGUUGCAGGACGAGACAGCGCAGCGGCAGGAGCUGAUUGACAGGGAGGUCAAGAUACGGGAGAAGCAGCUGGCUCAGGCACGGCCCCUGACACGUUACUUGCCCAUCCGCAAAGAGGACUUUGAUCUGCGCUUGCACAUCGAGUCCUCUGGCCACAGCGUGGACACCUGCAGCCACGUCAUCCUCUCCGCAAAGUUGUGCAAAGGCUACCUGGUCAAGAUGGGGGGCAAAAUCAGAUCCUGGAAGAAGCGCUGGUUUGUCUUUGACCGCCUGCGGCAUACCCUCUCUUACUACGCAGACAAGCAUGAGACGAAGCUGAAGGGCCUCCUCUACUUCCAAGCCAUCGAGGAGGUUUACUACGAUCACCUCCGGUGCGCAGCCAAGAGCCCCAAUCCUGCCUUAACCUUCUGCAUCAAGACUCAUGACCGGCUCUACUACACGGUGGCCCCCUCUGCAGAAGCCAUGCGCAUUUGGAUGGACGUCAUUGUCACAGGGGCCGAAGGCUACACCCAGUUCCUGAGCUGAUGCACCACAGCCAGGAGACCGGUGCCCUGUCCGCUGUUCCGGGCCAGGAGGGCAAAGAAGCAGACUCCACCAGCUUGGGCUCUCUGACAGCCACCUCACAGGGCUCCAGGCGGACAGCCUCUGCAGGGUGCCUAGUGCCUGAAUUGAAUUGAAUUGCCCCGUCGCUGAGCUCGUUGAGGAAGCCAGGGCCACCUGCCUGCUGCUCCCCCACCAACUUCCAAGCUGGUGGAAGGUCAGAGGAGCCCGUGUCCCACUCCUGGCCAUGGCUUGCUGGCAGCACGGGGUGGAGAUCUCCUACCCCCGACCUAGACUGGGGGGGAGUUCCCUGGCUUUCGGGCACCAGGCUCAGAAGCCCUGGGAGGCUCCUUCUGGGAGCAACCGGUCAUCUUGGAACUUCACUUCCAAGGCCUGUUUUCUACAUUUUUCCAAAACGCAGAGGCAGCUGAGAACAGUCCUCCCUUGGAGCUUGGGGCUGCUGGGUAGCUGGGCUGAGAGACAGAAAGUAAAAUAAAGGCUUUGCAUACUUUCAC
Messenger RNA from Candoia aspera, 4714 nucleotides. It is a transcript of the gene PHLDB1, whose product is annotated as pleckstrin homology like domain family B member 1. NCBI's taxonomy places the organism in Eukaryota, Metazoa, Chordata, Lepidosauria, Squamata, Candoiidae. The record is from RefSeq and is a predicted model, not a curated record. Gene Ontology annotation, cellular component: basal cortex. Gene Ontology annotation, molecular function: protein binding. The coding region runs from base 222 to 4184 and encodes 1320 amino acids. The transcript is spliced from 19 exons. Gene Ontology annotation, biological process: regulation of microtubule cytoskeleton organization.